Messenger RNA from Photinus pyralis (common eastern firefly), 1930 nucleotides. RefSeq lists its product as uncharacterized. Gene Ontology annotation, molecular function: phosphatidylinositol bisphosphate binding. Lineage: Eukaryota; Metazoa; Arthropoda; Insecta; Coleoptera; Lampyridae. The record is from RefSeq and is a predicted model, not a curated record. Bases 1070 to 1891 code for a protein of 273 amino acids. Gene Ontology annotation, cellular component: membrane. The transcript is spliced from 4 exons.
UUGUCGGUGCGUUUUCUAGUCCGAAGGGCAUUCGAACAAAUUCGUAAUGACUAUUUUGAACGUUAAAACUCAUCAUUUUUGUUUUCUGCUAGCUCCUAAUUUUUUUGGGACUAUCUAAAUUAGUUUAUCAAGAUGACAGGGAUGCAAGGAGGUCAAAAAUUUAUUGACGAAGGGCUGUUAACAUGCUCCUGAUACAUUUCUAUUUUUAAAUAUUGUUGUAUCAGAAUGUCAUCUAGUUGUAGGUGCGUUUUCUAGUCCGAAGGGCAGUCGAACAAAUUCGUAAUGUAUAUUUUGAACGUUAAAACUCAUCAUUUUUAUUUUCUGCUAGCUCCUAAUUUUUUUGGGCCUUUCUAAAGAUUAUCAGGAUAAAGAGAUGCAAGGAGGUCAAAAAUUUAUUGACAGAGGGCUCUUAACAUGCUAUCUUUAAAUAUUCUUGUAUCAGGACGACAGGAGGCAUAGAUGGAGCACAAAUUUGUUUCAACAAUACGUACUAUACGUUCCUGGUAACAUUUGACCUACAAAUUAGUUACCAGGAUGACAGAGACGUAUGCUAUGUCGUUCUGAAACAGAUCCUUGAUUUAUAUUUUGUUGUAUCCUGCUGACAAAUGGUAAGGAAGAGCACUAAUGUGUUGAAAUAAUACGUAUUUUACGCUCCUGAUUACAUUAUUAGUAUACAUUACUUUAUUAGGGUCACAGAAACGCAAGGAGGUGUACAAUUGUUUUGGAAAACGCAGAGACGUAUGGAGCGGAGACAUUUUUGCAUGUUAUGAUCUCUCGAUAUAGGUGACUAUUUUAGCGAUUGCUGUAUCAGGAACUCAGAAAGAUAGCGAAUAAUUUAUCGGUAAGUAGCUUAGCAAUUCAAAACAUUUGCACUUUCUCGCUGGAAUUAUUAAUUUAUGCAUCUGUAUAAAAUAGGUGGGUACGAAUUUCAAUACUUGACGCAUUUAUCAGGAGUGCGUGACAUAUCGCAUAAUUUAGAGUCCUUGGCCGAUCAUUAAAAUAAUCUUGCGUAGAAUACUUGACGACGAGAUUCUAAGUAGUUUCAUUACUUGCGUGACAUCGUGAGACUAUGGCGGUUGUCAAUUUGGGCUUCAAGUUCGAUGACUUAAUCAGUGACAAUCGCACUACAGUUGAACGUGUGUCGUCGAUUAAAGGAUGGCAACGCUCGACUCCCUACCCGAAGCUGACCGACGAACAGAUCGGUCUUUUCCUAAUCGCGUGCAGAAAUGAUCGUGAAUUCGCGAAGAGGACGAUCGUGAUGUACUUCGAGACGAAACUGGGCGCGCCCGAAAUCUUUCGCGACAGGAACGUCGCCAGUGAGGACCUGCGGAGGAUCGCUAACGUUGUGAACGUCGCUGUGAUGCCGAAGAGGCUUGGUGGUGCCGCAGUAAUGGUCGCUAGCCUAAAGGACACGAACUACAGAAAUUUCGAUUUUCGCACCUACGUCCAGUUGUACACUAUGACGUUAGAAUCGCUCCUUUACGGCGACCCUCCGACGAACGUCAUCACCGUCAUGGAUUCCAAAGGGGUCACGUUGCUGCACAUGACCAAGAUGAGGUUGAAGCUAGUGAAGCACUUCGCCAACUUCAACCAGAGCGGAAACCCCCCCAAAUUGGGAAAAAUAUACGUCUUGAACGUCAAUUACGUUACGUACGCUGUCGUCAACUUUAUCAAACCGUUCCUUCAAUUGGACGUCCUGGAGAAUAUGGAGAUGCACAAGGCUAACGCAAACCUUGAUCGGUUCUACGAUUGCAUACCAAGAGCCUACCUACCGAAGGAGUUGGGAGGAGAACUAGAGCCGAUUGGCUUUUACAGCGAAGAAAAUUUGCGACGCUUGGCGAGCUUGCGACCAUACUUUGAAGCCCUGCAGCAGCAGGUCUACGAAACUUAGGAGCUAGAUUGCCUUCAACGUACUGUGCGCACAACCUCC